Penaeus vannamei (Pacific white shrimp) is the source of this 435-nucleotide messenger RNA. Lineage: Eukaryota; Metazoa; Arthropoda; Malacostraca; Decapoda; Penaeidae. The record is from RefSeq and is a predicted model, not a curated record.
AUGCAAAUUAUGUUACAUUUAAUGGCAGUUCACCCUUACGACCAAGAGACCGUCACAACACCUGUUAAAAGUUUCCUCGAACGACAGCGCUAUGUUGCAGGGCAGAACGCAAAUGAAGUCGUGGCAGCAGGUGCCACCCCAGUGCCACCCGGCGGCGAGCCCCUCUACGCGUGCCAGGUGUGCGGCAAGAAGUUCCCCUUCCCUUCGCACCUGACGCGGCACCUCCGGACGCACACGGGCGAGCGGCCCUACGCCUGCCCGCUCUGCCCCCACCGCUUCGUGCAGAAGGUCCACCUCAAGAGCCACUAUCGCUCGCAUCAUGUCGGCGGUCGGAGGCCUCCGGGGGGGCAGGGGGCAGGAGGGCAGGGUGAAGUAAAAUAUAAAGUUAUAUCAAGCGAGUAUUCUAGUGUGAAUUGGGUCCAAUGUAUUCAGUAA